Messenger RNA from Letharia columbiana, 933 nucleotides. RefSeq lists its product as uncharacterized. The coding region runs from base 1 to 933 and encodes 310 amino acids. The record is from RefSeq and is a predicted model, not a curated record. Lineage: Eukaryota; Fungi; Ascomycota; Lecanoromycetes; Lecanorales; Parmeliaceae. The transcript is spliced from 2 exons.
AUGGCAGCGGCAAGCGGCCCGGCACAAGAGGAAUACAUCUGGAACGAUGACACGCCGUCCGGGUUCCUCAAGCUCUCUGCUGAAAUUCGAAACAAGGUCUACUACCUGACGCUGGUGACGGGCUCUGUGACAGUCAAAGAUGUGCAUCCUGAAGAAUGGCAGGCCGACAAGGAAGCCGGCCAUGCUACUCGUUCCUCCUACAAGACCAAAGACCACGACGGUGACAUGUGCUCCCAUGCGAACGACUACCCCCAGUCAAAGCGCUGCACCUUCAAGGGCGAGCAGUGGAAGAACGCUAAGGUCUCGUACACUCUACGGAGAGAGUCCUACCUGACGCCACCUACCAUUGCCAUGCUGGCACUCAAUCACCAAAUUCGAGCGGAAGCCAUCCCAGUCUUCUACGGGGGGAAUGAAAUCCGCUUCAACAGUAUGAGUGCAGUUCUUCCAUUCGUACGAGAUCGAUCCGAGCUUUCUCUGCAGUCAAUGCAAUAUUUCCAUCUCGACAUCGGAAUCACUGCCUACAAAUGCCAGGCAAGCCGACAAGAGGGCUGGGCUCGAAUCUUCGCAGAACUUCCCAGAUUGGGGCCCCUUAACCUCCAGAAGCUCACUAUGCGCAUCUACGACCCCGAAUGCCGCUACGCCUGGAAGCUCAAGCUUGAUACCAAGAUGCAACGCUGGGUGCACGAAAUGGCCAAGAGCAUCACAAACUUGGACAUGCUCGGGGUGACGUUCGACUUCAGCGUCCUGGGAGAGCUGACAUCCGACGAAAUGGUGAAGGAGUAUAGUCCGACCCAGGAGUUGCUGUGGGAAUUUCUGGCCCCAAAGAUGCUGAAGAAAGUUGGGGAUGAGCCCCAUGACGCGCACUCGCUACUGAAGCGUCGUAUCCGUGAUGACUUGCAUGAGGAUUCUUAUGAGGAUGAGGUCGGUUUUUAA